Messenger RNA from Trichoderma breve, 1719 nucleotides. RefSeq names its product beta-lactamase domain-containing protein. The transcript is spliced from 3 exons. Bases 1 to 1719 code for a protein of 572 amino acids. Lineage: Eukaryota; Fungi; Ascomycota; Sordariomycetes; Hypocreales; Hypocreaceae. The record is from RefSeq and is a predicted model, not a curated record.
AUGCAUUUCACUUGCAGUAUUGUCAUCUUUCUUCACGCGUUUUGGCUAACGCCAAUAUUUGCGGACACCUUGGGACCAAGCUAUCCAAUGCCAAUUGAUCUUACUAGUCGUCAUAGUCUCGUUGCCGCUAGCUUCACAAACCUCACCUCAACUCUGGACACGUACCUCAAGGAUGGCAAAUGGAAAACGCUUCCCAAGCCAUUGUCAAGCAUAACCAACCUUACCUUCUCACUCGGAUUAUUCUCGCUUCACGAUCCUGCAGCCACGAAAUUACAGUACCAUUAUACAGCUCCGGAAAUUGCAAGCGCCCCCAAUGGUACCCACAAAGUUGAUGCGAAUACCAUCUACCGCGUUGCAAGCGUCACCAAGGUCCUCACAGUUCUUACAGGCUUACUUGAGCUGAAUGAUAGUGACUGGAAUCGCCCUCUUACAGAGAUUCUAUCUCCUCUUAAGGAGUUUUCCAAGAAAAAGAAUGGGGAUAAAGAUCCUGUAUACACUGCGGAAUGGGAUAAGGUCACUCCAAAUGCUCUUGCAGCUCAGAUUGCGGGCGUCCCGCGAGAUGGAUUCCCGGACACAAAUCCGGUGAAGUUGGGUCUCCCACCAAUCAGUCGGAAUAACACGUUUGUAUAUUCACCGUGUUUGUUCUCAAAUGCAUCAAGUUGUCCACCUGUUCCAUACAUAGAGAGCAGCGAGGCAAGAGCACCAAGCUUUUUACCCUACACAACGCCUGGAUAUGCCAAUAAUGGAUUCUCUCUUCUGGGCCUCGCCAUUGAGAAUAUUACUGGAAAGAGUUUUGAGAAAAUGUUCGAUGAAGACAUUUUUGAGCCUCUCGAUAUGGCAUCCUCCAGCGCCGUCACUCCUCCCAAGUCCGAGUGGCAUCGAUCUGUGAUUCCCGGCGACAUCAGUGCCGUUCUGUCAACUAUCAAUGAUAUGGCGAAAUUCGGCGUUGGUAUUCUAAAUUCCACUCUAUUACCAUCUGACCAGACUCGUCGGUGGCUGAAACCCUUCUCACAUACCGCCGAUCUGAGGCAAUCUGUUGGCCGCCCAUGGGAAAUUCACCGCUAUACUCAUCCAUCAGGAGUUAUCACAGACCUCUACACAAAAUCCGGGGACUCUGGUGAUUACAGUGCCUACUUCGUCCUCCUGCCAGACUAUGAUGCGGGCUUCACUAUCCUUUCCUCUAGCUCACAAAUCACGCGAUUCUUAACCCUGUCUGCACUUAUGGAUAUUAUAAUUAACUCGUUGAUCCCAUCUCUUGCAGCGCAGGCGGCCGCCGAGGCCGAGCAUCGAUUUGCAGGUUUCUACUACUCUGAGGACUGCAGCUUGAACUCCUCCCUUACUCUGACUGUCAACCAAAGCACAACUGCAGCGCCUGGUCUUGUGAUCUCAUCUUGGAUUAGUAAUGGAACAGAUGUUCUCGAAUCACUUACUCCCACCACAGGUCCAGGUCCUUGGCGACUCCUACCUUCCAUUUCAGACUCUGCACACGGAAAGGUGGCCUUCCGAUUUGUUACCGAUCUCGAUGCGCCCAAGAUCAGCCCAGCAACAGAGAACAAACUCUUCACAGAUUUUCCUUUGGCAGAUUGGGUGGGUGUUGAUUCUACUGCAUAUGGCGGAAUAGCAACGACUCUGUUUAUUUUCGAUGUGGCGAAAGAUGGCACUGUGAAUGCAGUGAGUCCGUCUGCCCUUCGAGUGAAAUUGACGAAGGAGCGUAAGUAG